This is a messenger RNA of Boleophthalmus pectinirostris (great blue-spotted mudskipper), 4231 nucleotides long. It is a transcript of the gene clint1a, whose product is annotated as clathrin interactor 1a. The record is from RefSeq and is a predicted model, not a curated record. The transcript is spliced from 12 exons. Gene Ontology annotation, molecular function: clathrin binding; phospholipid binding. NCBI's taxonomy places the organism in Eukaryota, Metazoa, Chordata, Actinopteri, Gobiiformes, Gobiidae. Gene Ontology annotation, cellular component: clathrin vesicle coat; endosome; plasma membrane. Gene Ontology annotation, biological process: endocytosis. Bases 130 to 1989 code for a protein of 619 amino acids.
GGUGCGCCUCCUGCCUUCUCCUGUAAAGAGGUGAACGGAGUUUACUUUGAGUUCGGCGUUAGUUUCGGUCUAUCGCGGGGCAGAGGGUUUUUACAGCGGAGGACUGAGCCCAUUUUCACCGCAGCCAACAUGCUGAAUAUGUGGAAGGUCCGGGAGCUGGUUGACAAAGCAACCAACAUGGUGAUGAACUACACUGAAAUAGAGUCAAAAGUCAGAGAAGCCACAAAUGACGACCCCUGGGGACCUUCGGGGCAGCUCAUGAGUGAAAUUGCUCGUGCGACCUUUAUGUACGAGCAUUACCAGGAGGUGAUGGGCAUGUUGUGGAUAAGAAUGCUAAAGGAAAAUAGGAAGAACUGGAGAAGAGUCUACAAGUCCUUGUUGCUGCUCUCACAUCUUAUUAGAAACGGGUCAGAGAGGGUCGUGACCAGCGCCAGAGAACAUCUGUUUGAUUUGAGGUCUUUAGAAAGCUACCAUUUUGUAGAUGAAAAUGGGAAAGACCAAGGGACUAAUGUGCGUCACAAAGUGAAGGAGUUGGUGGACUUCAUUCAGGAUGACGACCGGCUCCGAGAAGAAAGGAAAAAGGCCAAGAAGAAUCGAGACAAAUACGUGGGUGUAUCGUCAGACAGCACGGGAUACAGAAGUUACUCUGGGGACCGGUAUGACUCCAGUGACAGAAAAAACAAGUGGGAUGACGAUUUUGACAACAAAUCACAGUUUCCAUUUAGCGACAAAAUCGGAGAAAUCAGUGACAAGAUCGGCAGCACCAUCAAUGACACCAUCAACACAUUUAGGAAGAAGGACCGAGACGAUUCUCCAGAUAGAUUCAGUGACCACGAGGAGGACAGAAGGAGAUCUCAAAAUGGCCAGUCGGCGAAAGAGUUCAAAGAUGAAGAAGAAACUGUUACCACAAAAAGUGUUCAAAUCGUACAGGCCACAGAAACCACAGCCACACGAAAGAAAGGUGUCCCAUCCAAAAAGGUGGACCUCGGAGCUGCAGCGCACUACAUGGGAGACAAGACCCCCGAGACCACACCCAAACAUACACAAGCUGCAGCUCCACAACCUUCCAGCACUGGUCUAGCUGAUCUACUUAUGGUAGACUCAACACCAAGCCAGCCAGCUGCCACAGACUUGAUCGGUGGGUUUGCAGACUUCACCUCAAACGCUGCUUCUGCUAGUCUCUCCACAAGCACAGCAGUGACAGGGGGCUCCAGCAGUAAUGGGGACUUUGGAGAGUGGAACGCCUUCCCCGGGGGGCAGAUGCCUGUGGCAGCCCAGUCUCCAGUCCAGUCUCCAGAUGUGGGCGGGACAGACUUGUUUGGGACUGCGUUUUCGGCUCCGCCCCCUGCAGCCCCUUCUGCCUCGGCCGCCCCCUCAGCAGACCUGUUUGACCUGAUGGGCCCAGCACAGACCCUCACUGCGUCACAGAGUCUCAACUUCAGCAUGACACAGAGCAUGACCUCUACCAUGCUCCCACAGUCACAGUCUCAGCCUUUCCAGAUGGGUGGCCUUACGCCUCAGCCCAUGCAGCCUACAGGACCUGUUCAGGGGGUCACUCCCAAAGCAGCACUGCCCUCCACCUGGACCGACCAUUCUGUGAACAUCAGCCUGGAUUUCCUGGGACAGCAACCCCCCAAGCCUGCACAGCCAAGUCUCAACACCCUCCAGCAAGGAAACCAGGCACAGGCGACCAUGCUGUCCCAGGGCUUUUCUGCCAUGAACCUGGGUACAACCCCUGUCAGACCCACAGGAGCUCCCAUGAUGCACCCAGGUGCUCAGAUGGGCAUGGGGAUGGGCAUGGGCAUGGCUCCUAACCCAGGCAUGAUGGGAAAUAUGGGCAUGAACAUGGGUAUGCCUCACGCAGGUAUGACCAUGGGGAUGCCUGCUACUAUGGCGAUGGGAGGAAUGGGGAUGUCCAUGAACCCCACAAUGGUCCAACAACCCAAACAACUCGACGCCUUUGCUGAUUUUGCCAAUUUUGGGAAAUGAUGGAGCAGAGGAGAGCAGUGACUUGUGAAGGAUGGUUUCUCUCGCUCUCCGUCGCCAUGGUGAAGGAUUGUCAUGAGCUACAAACAAAGAGUACUUGAAUAAUGUUGCCUUUGAUUUUACCAACAACCUCUGAUCUUGUUUUAAUGCUGCAUCUACAGUAACUGAAUGUGUGUCGUUUCAACCAAUGAUUCGUCCGGCCAGAGGGGGUGCUAGAGAUGUGUGCCGUGUUGGUUGACUUUGGAUGAAGGUGCCACUGUGAGAAUGUCUGCUUUGUAACCUCAAUCAAGUCAGAAUCACCAAUAGCAAACUUUAUACUUUGCUGUAUAACAUAUAUCCAUUUACAGUAGUACAAAUGACAUUAUCAGCCAUUUUAACUGUCUAAUGAACUUUUGGAAAUGGUAAGUUACCUCUUGUUUGUCCAUGUUCUUCCUGAAUUGUAAAUAGAAAUCUAAAUCCCCAAUGAAAUAAUUUAUGAAUUCUCUGAAAGCCAGUGACAAUGUAAAGAGUUGUAUCAUAAAGGCCAAAAAAUACAUUAAUAUUUGAGCCUUGGUGUCACCUUAUAUCUGUACAUAGAUCUACGCACUCCAAAUAUGACCGAUCCUCACUUCCUUACAAAUGUUUAUAGUUUUAACAAGUUUAAGUUUUCUUCCUAAUGGCCUUAAUUUUUAAACUAUAUUCAUUUAUAUAAAAAGAAAAGAGAUAAUCGGUGAGAAUGAUGCAGGGUUUGUGGGUAUUUGAGUGCCUGUAAGCCUUUUCUUUUACAAAACCUUGUGAUUGUGCAAUGUACAAACCAAAUGCGUUUGUAUUCGAUCUGAAGCCAUGUGUCCAGUUUUCUACAGAUACGUGUGUGUUUAAUUCAGGUAAAAAUCCUCAUGCUCUUUUUGCCAUUCAAUCUUCAGGCCAGUGGAAAUGUACAGGACCUGUCUAUGACCUAUCAGUGCCCAAAGUGCAACUCUUUCGAAAUACUGCCUUCUUCUCACCAAAUGACUUCAGACUGUUGAAUCCGUUUUUUGUUUUUUUUUUGUAUGUGUUAAGGUACAAAAUCUUUAACGAAAAUCCAAAAUGUUUAAAUGCUUGCUGCAGCAUUGACACAAUAUGGUAGUGUGUGUGUGUGUGUGUAUAUAGUAAUAGCAGUGGAAUAAAAAAACGGAUAAAUCCCUAUUUUGGUAGGAUAUCAUAGUUCUAUAAAGGGGUAGAAGUAGUGGUGUAUUAGCAAACUACUAGACCAGCCAUGACGUGAGCUCUACCCGAGUUUAAGUAAUUUGCGGUACAGAUCUACGGCACAGGGGCUAAAUGCGGUAUUUUGUUGGCUGAAGUAAACAGACGAUAAAGGAUAAUAUUGAAACUAAUUUAUACCACGACAACCCAAGAGCAGAUUUAAACCACUAAUACUAUUCUAAAUGUUUUUUUUUUUUUUUUUAAAAGCUGACUGAAGCACUUCAGUACACAAACAUUUCCUAGUAGUGCGAAGGAAAUGUCCUCACGAUAAAUAUUUACCACAAAAGAAUAUUGUUCCAUUCAUCAUAUAUUGAACAAUAAGUCGAUAUAGUAAUAAUUGUGACAGGCCUAGUUGAAUUUGCAUAAUUGUUGUGGUACUUUUUACUGCAAACUGAAGUAAUUCUACCACUUUACCCACAAUGACAUAACAUAUAACUGUGAUAAAGACUAAGUUAAUGUUUCAAGCCCUUGGCAUGGUGGCUCUGUCAAAGCUAUGUAAAAUGCACUUAUCUGAAUGACCUGCUCACCAGUCAGGGGGCCUCCAUUUCUCCCCAUAUUUCUAUACGUUUCCCUCUGUAAAAAGAGAAAUUGAGACACCCCUGAACUGUGAUAUCUGCCAAAAUGAAUUCAUCUCUUUUGGCUUCCCUGUUAUUUCUCACACUACUGUAUAUAUGAUGUGCACUGUUUGGACUAAGUGCCUGACCCUUUAUUUUACUUUGUGGCCUUUUCUUUGAUGAGAAAUAAUGCAGUCCGACAGGGAAGGGGGUCGGUAACAUACAGUAGCCUAUCAUAAUCUAAGUAUCAUCAUAAUCUAAUCAUUUUAAUGACCAAAAUCAGUUUAUUUUUGUAAUAUUUAGCUCAUUUUUUGUGUACUGAGUAUUUUGAUUGUGGAGCUGGGAUUGUUACUGAAACACUAGUGUAUAUGCAAAUCCUUCCAGAGAAUUAUCUUUUGCAUUAUAUAUCCAUUUUGAUUUGAUUUACAAGAUUUAUUUACAACAUUAAACAGUUGAUUGAAAUUUGUUAA